GAGGGUAAGUAAUAAAUAACAGAAUUUUCAUUUUUGGGUGAACUAACCCUUUAAUGUUUUCAAGCCAUGCAAUCGAUUGAGUAGGCUAGCCAUUUAUUUCGAAACAUAAUAAAAGGUACAAGGUAUAUAAUUUAUGUCCGCUAGAGGUCGCUAGAGGCCUAUUCAAAACAAAGGCGUAGUUUGAUGACACCAAGUUUAAGCGUGGAAUCUUGAGACAUGUGGUCUUCUUCACAUCACAGCCGGUGAAAACAAUCGGGAUAGGACUCAGGAAGAAAUCAUGUUCAUGGAUGCGAUUAUCAAUGUUAGUAUGAAGCACAGCAGGACUGAGUGUUGUGGGAGCUGCUGUGUACUCACCAUUCUGCUCUACUGUCCAAAUCCAUGCCUCUGUUUUAAUACUCAGUGUUUUAUAUACUCACCUGUCUGAUCCCCUCAAUUGUGUGAAACCGACUAGUCUAAUUCAAAUAUGGUCGACUAAGACUUUUCUCCUCAACUAAUGUUUGGUAAACUGUUAGGGGGCAGCCCUAAAUUAUAAUAAAAGAGAAAAUGCAAAUCAAUGAUCAUUAAACUUGUUAUAAUCUGGCAUCUAUUUGAUUGUAUUAACAAGGAUAUGACAGAACUAACCUUUGGCAUAUCAAAUAUCUGAUCAGAUGGAAGUGAAAGAGCAAAGACAAGAACUGAAUGAAAUUGAGGAACAUUGCGAAUUCAAAACUCAAAAGAGUUUUUCAUUGCCAGAAAAAAGUAAACGGCAAAAGAAAACACGUGGCAAAGUGAGAGCUCAUGUGUGUUUGGAGUGUGGAAAGAACUUUUGUUCAGCUUACAGUCUGACCCAACACCAAAGAAUUCAUACUGGAGAAAAACCUUACAAGUGCUCAUCUUGUGACAAGAGAUUCAAUCAGUCUGGAACUCUGAAAGAACAUGAGCGAGUUCAUACUGGAGAGAAGCCGUACCACUGUACUCAGUGUGAGAAGAGUUUCAAAUGUCGUACCAGCCUCAAACAUCAUCAUCUGCGUGUUCACUCUGUAGAAAAGCCAUUUAGCUGUGAUCAGUGUGGUAAAGAUUUUAUUUCAUCAUCAAAUCUAAAACAACACCUGAAAAUUCACAUAAACGAAAGGCCUUAUGCGUGUUCAUUUUGUGGAGCCUUUUUUACGCGGCAGGAUCAUUGUAAACAACACCAGAAAAAACACACUGGUGAGAAAGAUCAUGUGUGUUUGGACUGUGGGAAGAGCUUUACUAGAGCUGACAAUCUGACACAGCACCGAAGAAUUCAUACUGGAGAAAAACCUUACAAGUGCUCAUAUUGUGACAAAUGUUUUGCUCAGUCUCCACACCUAAAAUUGCAUCAGCGAAUUCAUACUGGAGAGAAGCCGUACUACUGUACUCAGUGUGAGAAGAGUUUUAGAUGUCCAAAAAGCUUUCUCAGGCACAUGAGGAAACUUCAUAAGUGGUCUCAGUGAGCAACAUUUCAUUUUCAUGUCAAAUACAUUCAAGUAAAUGGUGUGAGAUGAACAAAAUCUGGAUUUGCGAAUGUUGUGAAUUUGGUGAAAAGCUUAGAAAACUAGAAAGACUUGUUUAUAGUCUGAUUAAGGAACUAAAAGAGUGGUGUUUGGUGAAUUUUUACAGUUUCUCAGCCACAACCUGUGUGUGUGUUACUUUGAGAGAGCAAACAUACAUCUGUGUUGUUUUAUUUGUUUAUUUAUUUAUUUAUUUUUUGCAUUGGUCAUUUGUUACGUCCCACAUUAGUCAUAUGAGUCUAUUGGCAGAUGCAACUAAAAAACAAGUAUUUUAAAGAGCGUUGGUCUGAGUCCUGCCACAGCACCACAAGCAAUAAAUUGCCAUAAAGAUUUUUAUUUGACAGCUCAUGGAACAAAUACAAAAAGGUAUUGUAAUAAAAUAAAAAGAAAAGGGAAACAAUAGCUUUAGGAGAGGGCAAGGCCAAAAUAAUAAACAAAAAGCAAUCUAACUGGAUAAUUUAAACCUCUAACUAAUUCAACAAAGAAAAGAAAAUAAUCAAUUGUACCCCAAUCCCUUCCUGGCCCCAAAACGGAGAAAACAGGGUACAACAAAAAUGGCAUCCACCUCCCUACACAGCUUCCAAAUAAAAAAAAAAUGCAAAUAUUAAAGUAACUGAUAAACUUAAUGUUAACAACAGCAAUAAACCAAAAAGAUAGACAGAACUGAUAAAGAUGAGGGGUAGUAUGAAGCUCCACACUUCACAUAAUCGCAUCUUUUGCUCACUCAAAUUCGUUAAUUCAAAUGCGGUGCAUUUUCCAGGCGCAUAGAGAUGAAACAUUCUCAGCUUUUCAGAAUGCCGCAAGUGCACCGCAGGUCAUGUGAUAAGAACCAACCAAUCAGAUUUUGCCUUUACAUAACAAAACAUCAAAAGCUCAGUCGAACAGUUGAUCACAGCUGUACAGGGUGUUUUUUCUAUCUCAUCUAUCAUAAAUAUAUCUAGAAGUAAAGCUAAUGCAAGGGCUAGAAAUCAACGUAUCCUUUGCUGAAACUUCCUCAUCGUCGUGGAGAGCACAGUUCAUGGUUGCAUAAGCAACAACAGACAAAAUUUGAUUUCAUGUAAUCGUUAUUCUUAUUUGAUUUUCAUAAUUGAACCAUUUUAUUAUUAUUCAUGUCACUUAUUAUUUUACUUAGUUUCUUGCUCUUGCAAUGCUUGCCAUUGUUGUUUAAUCCCAUUAUAGUGUAAUUGCAAAGGAUGUUUGUCUUCAUGGGUAUGUUAAAUCAUUUAGUUAGUUAGUUGACUCUGUCAGAGUAUAAUUGUUGUGGAAAUGUGAAUGUAUGCAGAGCGGCCUACGAACUCCUUGUGAGACUUGAAGCUGGCUUCUGCUGAUGAAACUGCAAACUAUUCUUCAGUAAAAUUUAUUCAAUUGAUUGCAUCUCUGACUCCUGGUCUUUCACUCCACAUAUAUGGUCAAGGUCCUA
Molecule: messenger RNA, 2931 nt
Organism: Megalobrama amblycephala (Wuchang bream)
Lineage: Eukaryota; Metazoa; Chordata; Actinopteri; Cypriniformes; Xenocyprididae
Product: gastrula zinc finger protein XlCGF71.1-like
Exons: 2
Coding region: 648-1454 (268 amino acids)
Source: RefSeq, a predicted model, not a curated record